AUGCAAAUAGUAAGUGAAGCAACAGCGGCAAUUGAACCAGCAGGUGUAUCAUCAAAGAAAGAACCUUGUCGAUAUUUACCUUCAUGGGAAAAACAACCAGAAUCAUCUUACAAAACAUAUACAUUUGAUAUAUUUAAUAAUAUGCACGAGGAAAUGAUUUGCUGGUUGUAUAACAAAAAAGAUGAAAAGGGCAAUGAUGCUCUUGGCUGUAAAUUAUGUGAAAAAUAUCAAAACAGAAUCAACUCAAAUGGGAAAAUUAAUUUAUGGUGUACAACAGCUGAACAACUUGAAUUGCAAAAAGCAUCACAAUCACAACCAACUUGGACAACAACACAAAUGAAAGAACGAACAAAACAUGAAAUUGCAAUACAAAACCUAAUUCUAGCUGCAGUCUUUGUAUGCCAACAAGAUCAAUCACUUAAUUCGUUCGAGAAGCUAUGCACGUUAAUUGAAGAUCUUGGUGUUAAAUUAUUACAAGCUGAAUUAGGUGGUGUUUCCUAUAGAAAUGAUAAUGCUGCAUUAGAACUUUUACGCCAUGUAGCUUCCUAUUUACACGAAGAAACCCUUGAAAAAAUUUUUGAAAAUGGUGAAGCUAAAACAAUUUUUUAUGGAAUUUUGAAUGAUUUAAAACCUAAAAAAACAUGUUGGUUUACUACCGAUAAUGCUCCAACUUUUAAAGAUGUUAAUAAUGGUGUUGUAGCAAAACUAAAACGUGAUUAUGAUUUAGUUUUUGUUGAAUUAAAUUCUUGUGCAGCACACGAUAAUAAUGAAAAACCAAAAAAACGUGAUUUAAUUUCAAAACUUGAAAAUGUUAUAGGUCGAAUUUAUCAGUAUUUUGGCUCAAGUGCAACUCGAACAUCUAAACUGAAGUGCUGGCAAAAUCUGUUGGAGAUUAUUGAAUUAAAAUUCAAAAAAUUAUUUAACAUAUGUUGUACAGCUAUUCGAGAUUCAAUAAAACCUAUCAUGUUCAACAUCACACCAACCAAUCAGGCCUUAUUAGCUACAUUACAAGAAAUAAAAUUUGACAAAGACUUAACGAAUGAUGAUCGUGCAGCAACUGAUUUAUUAUCUUCAAUAUUAAACGAUGAUUUUUUGUUUAUGCUUCAUUUUCAUUAUGAUUUACAUGAAUGUGUUAUAGGACCAUCAUUAAAUGAUUAUAUAGAUUGUACAUCUAACAACAAUUCUUAUGGUACAUUUCAAGUUGUUGUAGAAUGUUUUCUUGUUUUAUUUGAACCUGAAUAUUUAAUGAAAAAUAAAAGUGAAAUUAUGAAAUCAAUUUAUGGUCGACAAGAACUUGAAUAUAUUCGUACAAAAUACAAAAAAUUUGAUAAUCGAUGUCAAGAAAUAAUUCAAAAAGCAUAUAAUACCUGGUCUGAAAAUGAUGAAAAUCGUCGAAUAACAAGAACAAAAUUAAUUAUCGAUGUACCUGAUGAUUAUGUACCAUUCAAACAAGCUCGUCAUAAUGUACAAAAAAGACUAUUAACAACAGCUGAUAAUUGUGCACUUAAACCAAAAAAAAAAUUUGCAAAACAAUCUGAUCCUUUAACAGAAGACGAUUUAUCAUUAACUUAUCAAAUCAUUCGAAAUUUUAGGACAAAACUCAUCGCUUUCUUUAAUUGUGGUGAAGAAUCUGGUGCUAGUCAAAAACAUAAACAUGUUCAAUUUUUUUCGCUAUCAGAAAAUGAACCACCAAUAGAUGUUUAUCUCAAAGGACAAAAUAUUUAUGAUCAAGCUAGUCAACUUAUUCAAGUACCAUGGGCUCAUUUUCUUAUAUCUAUUCAUCCACCUGAACAAUCUGAUCAAUUAGGCAACUAUCUUAUGCAAAAAUUCAUCCAACUUUUGGAUGAAAUGUUUAUUUUUAAAGAAGGAAAAGAAUUUGAUGGUGCUAAAGCUUCUUAUAAUGUUCUUAUCAUGAAGAAUUAUAUGCAUUUAAUACCACGAUCAAAAGAAGAUUUCGAAUUACCCAAUGGUUCUCAAAAAUCGGUAGGUGGUCUUAAUUAUGCUGGUAUUCUCGAUGUCAAACAAGAAGAAGAUAUGAACGAAUUGAUAAAAGUUGGCAUUAAGAAUGUUCUUCUUUCAGCAGGACGAAAGAAAGAUGAAUAG
Molecule: messenger RNA, 2103 nt
Organism: Rotaria sp. Silwood1
Lineage: Eukaryota; Metazoa; Rotifera; Eurotatoria; Philodinida; Philodinidae
Source: the annotation of a GenBank genome assembly